Messenger RNA from Sclerotinia borealis F-4128, 3051 nucleotides. Lineage: Eukaryota; Fungi; Ascomycota; Leotiomycetes; Helotiales; Sclerotiniaceae. The record is from the annotation of a GenBank genome assembly.
AUGUCAACACCUAUACAAGAGAAAGAGCAAUUCUCGUUCCCGGCAUUUGCACCAGAUCCACAACAUUAUCAACACCAAGAAUUACCCCCGGAACGUCGCUCAUCUGAUGAAGAUGGAACUCUACGGGGAGAACACCCAUCUGAGACCCACCAUGAUGAACAUCAUCGGCAACAUGGGCAACAUGUCGAUGACCAUCACUUAAGAGUUGCCACAAGUUUUUCCAAUGAUCCAGAAUACCUUCGCAAGAGAAGCCAAUCGCCUAUGUCGGCAGCAGCACAAAGAGAACAGUCGCGGCGGCUUGACGAUGACCUUGAGAUGCUGCGAGUAGAACGAGUAAUAUCGAACGAAGUGAAGGAUGAUGGUCACAGUAUGGGUAGAUCAAUGAGAUCGAGAGGACAUGGUGGAGGAGAACCCAUCGACGAUUUCGAUAUCAAUACCACCCCUAUACACGAGAAGACCAAAAUAUAUAGACCACCAGCACAUCCUGCCACGGCACUUGCGAAGUUCUUCAAGAAGAUUCACGGCUCGAGCAUUCUGGUCCGAUACUUUGUCUACAUCACACCAUUGAUGUUGCUACUUCUCAUCCCAGUUUUGUUUGGACUGUUCCUUUUUGACCAAAAGACGGUUGGAGGUGUUAAGCUCUUCUGGUUUGGAAUUUGGUUAGAAAUUGUCUGGUUGACAUUAUGGCUUGCACGAAUCAUCGCCAAAUGCAUUCCGUAUCCCAUGGGUAUCAUUUCCAGCCUAUUUACAAAUAACAACAAGAAAUGGAGAGAUUUGGGAAAAGCACUAGAGGUCCCAGCAACUCUGUUCUUUUGGUGGCUAGCUAUUGAGAUCUCUUUUCUCCCAACGAUGAAGAACCAUCACCUUGAUGGAGACAAGACCACUCGUAGCUGGGAGGAUACCUGCAAUAAUAUCAUUGUGUCGAUUUUUGUUGGAGCAACCUUGAACUUUAUCGAGAAAAUCAUCAUCCAACUCAUCGCCAUCAGUUUCCACUUGCGAACAUACGCGGACCGUAUCGAGCUUAACAAAUUUCAGAUACAGAGUUUAGUAAAGUUGUACAAGUAUUCAAAGGAAAAGAUUCAAGAGCAAGACUCAGAUUUUGAGGACCGUACUGGGCAGUCAGGUAUCGGAUCAGGGAUUCGCACUCCAAUGGCUUAUGUCAACAAGGCACAGAAGAAUGCGCGAACUGUCUUCAACAAAGUUGGAGAUGUAGCUGGCAAGGUAGCUGGAGAUUUCACGGGCAGGGCUGUAACAUCUAGUACUCAUCCACAUCAAGUAGUUCUCCAACUCUUGAACACCACAACUGGGUCUCAAGUACUUGCUCGACGACUUUACCGAACUUUCGGAAACGGCGACUCGGGAACUAUUCUUGCGGAGGAUUUGACUCUUGCUUUUGACAAUGAGGAAGAAGCGGAAGCAGCUUUUACCAUGUUUGACAAAGACUUGAACGGUGAUAUCUCCAUGGAGGAACUUGAAACGGUUUGUGUUGAGAUUGGACGCGAACGAAAAGCAAUUACAGCCUCUCUGAAAGAUCUGGACUCGGUCGUCAGCAAACUCGAUAAUAUACUUUUAUUCAUCGUUAUGGUCAUUACCGUUUUGGUAUUCAUCUCUUUGAUCUCUGCUUCCGCCUCUGGUGUCUUGACAUCGGCUGGAUCAUCGGUUUUGGCUCUCUCUUGGUUGUUCACUGCAACUGCACAAGAAUUUCUACAAUCCAUCAUUUUCGUUUUCGUCAAGCAUCCUUUCGAUGUUGGUGACCGAGUCACCAUUUAUGGAAAUACGGGGUCUAAAUUGCAAGGAGACGAUUAUUUUGUGAAAGAAAUCUCCCUCCUCUUCACCGAAUUCAAGAAGGUGGAAGGUCAUGUUGUACAAGCCCCGAACAGUUACCUAAAUACACUGUUCAUCUUGAAUCAACGUCGCUCGGGUGGUCUCGCAGAAGCGGUUCCCAUUACUGUUAAAUUUGGCACUUCCAUCGACCAACUCGAAGAACUGCGUGAAGAACUCGUAAAGUUCGUGCAAACCGAAAAGCGCGAAUACCAAGGCAAGAUCAUCACCGAAGUAACCACCAUCUACGAGAAUUACUCCAUCACCUUCAACGUCGUCUUCUUCUACAAAUCCAGUUGGCAAAACGAGUUGUUGCGUUUGCAACGCCGAAACAAAUUCAUCAUCGCCAUGAUCUGCGCAAUGGAACACCUAGGAAUCCAAGGCCCACGCCAACGCCUCGCAGGUUUCACCCAAGAAAACCCCGUCUUCCUCAAUGGCGCCUACCCACCUCCUUACCAACCCAACCCCGAACACUCCGAUUUCGGACCUGGACCACGCUCUGGAUCUCUCUCCCGCGAUCACGGGCCCAUAGGUGAAUACGAACCGUCAGCUGGACCUCAACCAGCCUCAGGUGUGAAUCCACAUCCCUCCAUUCUUCGUCGCCGCAUAUCUGGCUCACAAUCCAACGCCCGUCGUCGUGGAGAAUCCCUCUCCGCAAUGAACAAACGCGUGGAUUUCUCCCUCGGCAUGCAAGGAAUGUCCUCGGGCAUGGACCUCGGCGACGUCUUCGACGAACGCCCCAAAGUCCGCAUCCCAGAUGUCACGUUCACAUCUCCCUCCCCAGGCCCCACAUCCCGCCCUAGUCGGGAAAUCCAUUCUCGAGACCGAGACGGUGAAAGUCUCGUCAAACAAUCAACGCGUGACUCGAAGGAUUCACAAUUGAAGAAAGUGACGUCGGCGAAUAGUGGGCGGACGCAUCGAAAUCGAUUUUUCUCCCGAGGCAGAGCAAAAUUCUCGGGCGUGAUGGAUGAAGAUGAAGGGACCAAUCUAGAUGAAUUAGAAGCGGGGCUCCACUCGCAUCUGAUGGAAACUCACGGUACGGAACUACGAGAUAUACCCGAAGCAUCGGGUACAUCGACGGCGAAUGCGAGUCCAGGGGGAAGAAUCGAUCCAAGAUCGGGAAUCGUGAGUCCCCAGGCGGUACAGAAUGAUAGUGUGCGUGAAAGGGGAGAAUUGCCGCAGGUGGGUAAGAUUGGGGGACCGCCGAGGAGGGCUUUUACUGGUGUUUAG